AUGAUGACAAUGGAGGGGACGAUGGAUAAGGGGGUGUUGGACGAUAUCAUACAGCGGCUGCUGGACGGCAAGGGAGGGAAACAGGUGCAGCUUUCGGAGGCGGAGAUCCGCCAGUUGUGCGUCAACGCACGGCAGAUCUUCCUCUCUCAGCCGAAUCUCCUCCAGCUCCGUGCCCCUGUUAGGAUCUGCGGUGACAUUCAUGGGCAGUAUCAAGACCUUUUGAGGCUCUUUGAGUAUGGUGGGUACCCCCCUUCCGCAAAUUACCUCUUUCUAGGCGAUUAUGUUGAUAGAGGCAAACAGAGUCUGGAAACAAUAUGCUUACUUUUGGCUUACAAGAUAAAGUAUCCAGAUAAAAUUUUUCUUUUGAGGGGAAACCAUGAAGAUGCCAAAAUUAACCGUAUUUAUGGAUUUUAUGAUGAAUGUAAGAGGAGAUUCAAUGUUCGACUCUGGAAGAUAUUCACGGACUGCUUUAAUUGUUUGCCUGUAUCUGCCCUCAUUGAUGAAAAGAUACUCUGCAUGCAUGGGGGGCUUUCCCCUGAGCUAAAACAUUUGGAUCAGAUAAAAGAACUGUCUAGACCCACUGAAAUUCCAGAUAGUGGUCUACUAUGUGAUUUGCUUUGGUCUGAUCCUGAUCCAAGGAUAAGGGGUUGGUCUGAUAGUGAUAGAGGCGUUUCAUGUGUUUUUGGGCCUGAUGCAGUAGCCGAAUUUCUGCAGAAAAAUGACUUGGACCUCAUUUGCCGGGGUCAUCAGGUGGUGGAAGACGGGUACGAGUUUUUUGCCAAAAGGAGACUCGUAACACUGUUCUCAGCUCCAAAUUAUGGUGGGGAGUUUGACAAUGCAGGUGCCCUUUUGAGUGUAGACGAAUCACUUGUUUGUUCCUUUGAGAUCCUAAAACCUACGGCAAGCACUUCAAAGGUUCCCCUAAAAAAGCCCCCCAAAAUUGGAUCCAUGUAA
Messenger RNA from Striga hermonthica, 954 nucleotides. Lineage: Eukaryota; Viridiplantae; Streptophyta; Magnoliopsida; Lamiales; Orobanchaceae. The record is from the annotation of a GenBank genome assembly.